Vigna unguiculata (cowpea) is the source of this 666-nucleotide messenger RNA. RefSeq lists its product as uncharacterized. NCBI's taxonomy places the organism in Eukaryota, Viridiplantae, Streptophyta, Magnoliopsida, Fabales, Fabaceae. The record is from RefSeq and is a predicted model, not a curated record.
CAUAAAAACUGUACCCACUCCAACAACAAUCUCUCGUUUUAUCUAUAUACAUACAUACAUAUAUAUAUUCCUCUAAAACCAAAGAUAUCAUUACAUUGGAAUUGUAAGAGGGAUGUUGUAGAAUCAAGAAGCUGAAAAAGGGUGCAUGAAUUGUCAUGGCUUGUGGGUGUUCAUCAACAGCAAUGGCAGAAAAGAUUUCAUGGAACUGUGCAGUGUUUGUGGCACUGAUGCUGGUGUUCAGUAGCUGCGAGUCAAACACAAAGGAUUUCAGGAAUCAGAUGUUUGAGGAGAGUGUGAAGAACAGAAAUUACAAGGUGUGUGAUGAGAUUUACGUGGUUGGUGAGGGAGAGACCCUUCAAACCAUCGGUGAAAAAUGUGGGGAUCCUUAUAUUGUUGAAGAGAACCCACAUAUCCAUGACCCUGACGAUGUUUUCCCUGGCCUAGUUAUCAAGAUUAACCCCUUCAACUAUAGACCAUAAAAUGUUCCAUUGUGGGACAGUUUUCUCAAUCCCAGAUUCUGCUGUCAGAAAUUAAGGUUGCAGGUUAAACUUUGUCGUGAGAACCAUUUACGAUUUUACGCUUCAUUUUGCGAACUCACAGUGGUUGAGUUUCAAUUUUUCUGAAUAUGAGACAACACAUAUAUAUUGUAAUGAAGUUUUUCUAUGA